CAUUGGUCCAGCAGCCACUUUCACCUGCGCGGAGCCCAAAGCCCGAAGCCCAGUCUUGGAGGCCGUGGUCCUCAGCACAAGUGGUCCCCCGCCCUCGGCCAGGCAAGAUGCCCCUGGGGCUGCGGGUGAAGAAGAGAGGCAAGUCCAAGGAGACCUACCGGCUUGUGGAGGGUGAGCAGGCGGGCGCUUACGGUGGCAGCCCCCCGGCACCCCCGGUUGCCCGACCCAGGCUGGUUUUCCACACGCAGCUAGCCCACGGCAGCGCCACGGGCCGAGUGGAGAGUUUCUCCAGCAUUCAGGAGCUCUACACCAAGAUCGCAGGCGUGUUUGAGAUCUCGCCUUCCGAGAUCUUAUAUUGCACUUUAAACACACCGAAAGUUGACAUGGAAAAACUCUUAGGAUCACAAAUAGGUCUUGAAGAUUUUAUAUUUGCCCAUGUGAAAGGGAUAAAAAAAGAAGUGAGUGUGUAUAAAUCUGAGGAUGCACUUGGUCUCACCAUUACAGAUAAUGGUGUUGGCUAUGCUUUUAUUAAGAGAAUUAAAGAUGGCAGCAUAAUUGACUCAGUUAAAACUAUCUGUGUGGGAGAUCACAUUGAAUGUAUAAAUGGAGAAAAUAUUGCUGGCUGGCGUCAUUUUGAGGUUGCUAAGAAGUUAAAGGAAUUAAAAAAGGAAGAAUUCUUUACCUUGAAGUUAAUAGAACCUAAGAAAGCAUUUGAAAUAGAGCCAAGGUCAAAAGCUGGAAAUUCUUCAGCAGGAAGAAUUGGUACCAAAAGGGAGACACUUCGCCUGAGAUCCAAAGGUCCGGCCAUCGUGGAAGAAAUGCCCUCUGAAACCAAAGCCAAGGCAAUUGAAAAGGUUGAUGAUCUUCUUGAAUCGUACAUGGGAAUUCGAGAUACUGAUUUAGCUUCCACAAUAUUUGAAGCUGGAAAGGACAAAAGAAAUCCGGAUGAAUUUGCUGUGGCACUUGACAAAACUCUCGGAGACUUUGCGUUCCCAGAUGAAUUUGUCUUUGAUGCUUGGGGAGCCAUUGGCGAUGCCAGACAAGGAUGAUGGUGAUGUGGAUGGUCCGCUACUGGGGAAAUGAGCUGUUCUUCCUUAAAAAAAAAACAAAACCCUGUAAGACCUGCUUUUGGUCACUGUUAUGGACUCUGGUUUGGUUUUAUGUGCAUGGAAUACAUUCUUCGAAAUGAUAUUUUUGAUUUCUGGGUACUUUUUAAUGCAGUUGAAUGUGUAGUACGCUUAAGAUAAAUUACAUAAAGCUUGAUCAAUUUUAAUAUUCAUUCAAAUUUAUUUUUAAAGUAAGUUUUAGGGAGUAUUUCUAGGUAGAGGAUAUUGAUUUCCAUUAAUAUUCAUGUUUUGUUUUCCACAUGUAAAGUUGAUUGUAGUAGCUUUAUAGUUCUUUUGCAUAAUCUUAAUACAGUGAAAAUUAGGACUGGAGUACAAUUUGCUUCAUAGCAUUUUCAUUUUGUUAUACUGGCUGGAACAGAACAUGUUCAGGGAAUGAAAUGUGAAUUAUACCUACUAUAGGUCUAGAAGAACUGUUUUAAUUUUUAAUCCACAGAGUAAGGGAAGGAACUAUAGCCUGUUGAUGUCUAUGGUCUACUUUCUCUGUGUAAAACAAGAAUUGAUUGACUUUUAUUUUUUACUUCUUUGAAAACUGCUUCUUAAAACCUGUUGUUGAAAUCCAUUGUGCUGGGUAAUUGUUUGCAGGUGUAGAAGAAGGGUCAAGGGCAGAACUCAUACUUGAUGUUGGUAAAACAGUUCUUAAAAACGUUAUUUCUUUUUCCAUCCAUACCUACUUUUUUAAUGUUACUCAUUAUAAACACUCCAGGGAAAAGUAGAACUUUUCUUUCAAAAGAGAUUUACUCAGAAAACAAGUAUGUUUGAGAGCACUUUUUGGGUAAAAGAGCAACACGUUUAAGCCCCCUAAACUUUAGAGCAGAUACUGUUAGAAAUAGAUUUCCCUCGAGUAGAAGUAAAGGAGGAAGGGAGGAUUGAGAACACACAAUAGCCUAUUAUCUUAGAGUUCUAGCAGAUGCUCCUUAAAACCUUACAUUAUUGAGAAAAUUGAGGGCAAGUGAUUAUCUUAUUGCUUUCACUUGACAUUUUACAGAAGUAAGAGAAAUGGAAACGAGUAGUUUCCACAAAGGUCAUGUAAGAAGGCAGAGCCUGGCGCAACCAAGCAUUUCCCCGAAGUGCUGGAAGGACAAUGCUGUGAGCUGCCGUGGCGAUCAGAAAUCAGAGCCUGCGAGGGGUGUGUUCUAGGAAACCGGAAGUCGUUCGCUUCUCAUGCUGGACUCAUGUUUCCAUAACUCUUGUUUUCUGCUGCAACUUAACUUUUACUGUCAUCCACUUCCCAUUCACGUAAGUUCAAUGCUGUGUAGCCGAUACUUGGCCUCAUUGAUCCAAAACCUGCACAGAAGCUGUUUUAGUCAUUAACGUGUAACAAAAAGUAAUUACAGAAUGUGGGUUGUCUUCUUGCUCUUGCCUAUCAUUUGAAAACAGGAUCCAGCUCAGGCUGUAGUUUGUUGCUAGUUGUUGUUUUUUUUUUAAAUGGAGGUCCACGAGUGCCUAUUAAUCUUAAUAUCUCCUCUUUUAGAAGGCAACAUCCUAAAAAGAAUAUUUUUAGGGACAGGAAAGUUAUUGGAUGACUCAGGAGGUCCAUAGAGACAUUUUCGUUUGGACAACAAAAUAAAUUUCUUGGCACAAGAAGUCCAAUUUGAGAUGGUGAGGAUUGUUUAUUAACAGAUAUCAGUUUCUUUUUCCUUUGUGUGCAUGCCUGAAGAUUGACACGUGGUGCUGAUACCCUGUGAUUGGUGGAAUCCCUAACUCACAGAGUGAGUGUGCUCACCAUGGUCUCUCUGUGACUUUGGUGUGUAGGGACUGAUGCUUGUAUACAGUAGUAACUGUAAUUGUCAGCACUAAAUGGGCAGUUAUCAAUAAUAAGGGCUUCAGCUGAGCACCGGUGCUUUAAUAUUAACAGACUUUUUCCUUCAAAUGUGUUUAUCUCUUAACCUCUAUUGCUAAACUGGUAGCGAGGUCAGUUUCUUCACCUCAUCUUGUUCCCUUACCUGAAAAUACAUCUACCUGUGAACUUUGUGACUUUUGGUGACUCAGUGCUCAAAAGGAGCACACUCUCUUUUUCGUUGUCACAGUCUAAUAGUGUGGGCUACCCAUCCACUGUGGCAACAAGACUGUUCACAUAUGUUUUAAAAUAUGCCAUUUCAUUGGCAUCACUAAACAUUUUCAGAAGGCCUCUGUUGUUUUCUCUUUUUCUGUGGUCCUUGCCCCCCUGCCCCACCUCUACCUUGGCCUAGUGGAGAAUGAUUAUUUUAUUCUUGAUUUCCUUCCAUGCAAAACAGCAUCUUUCAUUGGAUGCAGAGAACACGCUGUAUGUUUUCUUCAUGGCAGAGCAUGUAGAUGAUGAUUGACAUUAGGCUCAAUGGGGCUUUGAUUAUAGCUUGGUCCUCAUAAAAUUUACACAUUCUGAUGCUUACAAAUAGGUGCAUUUGGGUUUUUGUGAUGUUUCGAAAAUAUAUAACUAUAUGGUGUGCAACUCUUAAAAAAUAACAGAUGUUCUUUUUUCUAAUUACUUUUUUUGAAAGAUUUAAUUUAUCUUUUAGAGAGAGGGGAAGGGAGAAAGAAAGAGAAGGAGAGAAGCAUCAAUGUGUGGUUACUUCUUGCCUGCCCCCUACUGGGGAUUUGGCCUGCAACCCAGGCAUGUGCCCUGACUGGGAAUCAAUCCAGCAGCCCUUUGGUUUGCAGGCUGGCACUCAAUCCACGGAGCCACAUCAGCCAGGGCUGUUGUGCAACUCUUUAAGAAUUCAAUUAUAAAAGCAGUAAUUAGUUAAUUGCUUAGGGUUUCUAUAUGUAAUCUGUUUGGGGCUGCCAUAGUCAAUAUUACAAUAUGACUAAAUCAAGAUAAUUAACUAAAUAGAGAUAACUUCAUUUUUCCAAGUGAUUUUUAAGUUGCAAUAUUUCCCCUGUAACUUUAACAAAUGGAUAUUUCUCAAGUAAAGCAUGCUUUAUGUAGGUCCAUGUUGUUGUUAUAGGCUUUCAUCAAGUCUAGAGAGAGCCUUUGUGAUAGGUCAGCUAUUGCUGCCUGUAUAGCAUAGCAGCAAAAUGAAUUUCAUUGGCAAAUGAUGUUUUCAAAAUGAUGGAUCUUCUUGAUUGAGCAGUUAUCCAUCAAAGGUAUAAAAAAUUGAUCAUAUAAUGACUCUUUUACUUUCUGAUACAUCUAAAAAUAUAUGGGUGCCAAUAGCAUUACUAUUAUUCUGGUGGAAGUAAUAGGUUAGAAGCGGUAAGUGAAUAAGGAGAGAGGAGAAGCUCAUAACUCCCAGUCCCAAGUAUUAGUACUGUGUGUAAAGUGCACAUUUAUUAUCUUCUUGGCAUAAACUAAAAGAGGUAUCAGAGUAAUGACAAGUCCUUACACUUAUCAUGGUUAUAAAAUGUUUCUAAGAUUGUGAAGGUACAAAUGGCACAGCCUGUCCCUACCUAUUACUUGAAAACCCAGUUCUAAGAAAUGACUUAUGGUUAUUAUUGGUUAGGAGGAUCAAAAUUGGAUAUGACAUCUUUAUUUUAAUGGGAGACAUUAAGUCUCUGUAAGACUUAAGCACAGCUAUAAAUAUUUUUUGAAACUGUAAUAGAAAAGGAAAUGAAAAAAUUCUGAAAGGUGGUUUUAAGAAAAUAUUUAAUAUUUUGAACUCUUUGUGCCAUGCAAAAGUAUUGGCUAUAUACGGAUUAAGUAUUUCACUUUUUGUUUUGGAAAAAAGAAAGUUUUUCUA
Artibeus jamaicensis (Jamaican fruit-eating bat) is the source of this 4783-nucleotide messenger RNA. RefSeq names its product GIPC PDZ domain containing family member 2 (gene GIPC2). The transcript has 6 exons. The record is from RefSeq and is a predicted model, not a curated record. Lineage: Eukaryota; Metazoa; Chordata; Mammalia; Chiroptera; Phyllostomidae. Gene Ontology annotation, molecular function: protein binding. The coding region runs from base 108 to 1049 and encodes 313 amino acids.